Olea europaea var. sylvestris is the source of this 1772-nucleotide messenger RNA. Its product is annotated as cell division control protein 48 homolog E-like. Gene Ontology annotation, molecular function: polyubiquitin modification-dependent protein binding; ATP binding; ATP hydrolysis activity. The annotation marks the transcript as partial. The transcript is spliced from 5 exons. Gene Ontology annotation, cellular component: cytosol; nucleus; VCP-NPL4-UFD1 AAA ATPase complex. Lineage: Eukaryota; Viridiplantae; Streptophyta; Magnoliopsida; Lamiales; Oleaceae. Gene Ontology annotation, biological process: autophagosome maturation; retrograde protein transport, ER to cytosol; mitotic spindle disassembly. The record is from RefSeq and is a predicted model, not a curated record.
GCAAUGUGUUUAGUCUUUUCUUUUUAUCUGCAGCAUAUUUCCUUGAGGCAUACCGACCGGUGAGGAAGGGCGAUCUUUUUCUCGUAAGGGGAGGAAUGAGAAGUGUAGAAUUUAAGGUCAUUGAGACUGAUCCUCCUGAGUACUGUGUCGUUGCCCCUGAUACUGAGAUCUUCUGUGAGGGAGAACCUGUAAGAAGGGAGGAUGAGAAUCGGUUGGAUGAGGUUGGCUAUGAUGAUGUUGGUGGUGUACGUAAACAGAUGGCACAGAUUCGGGAGUUAGUGGAGCUACCACUAAGGCACCCACAGCUUUUUAAAUCAAUUGGUGUCAAGCCUCCUAAAGGAAUACUUCUUUAUGGGCCUCCGGGAUCUGGGAAGACCCUAAUCGCUCGAGCUGUUGCUAAUGAAACUGGCGCUUUCUUCUUCUGUAUUAAUGGACCAGAAAUUAUGUCAAAAUUGGCUGGAGAAAGUGAAAGCAAUCUCAGAAAAGCAUUUGAGGAAGCUGAGAAAAAUGCACCAUCAAUCAUAUUUAUCGAUGAGAUUGAUUCAAUUGCUCCCAAAAGAGAGAAGACCAAUGGAGAGGUUGAGAGGAGGAUUGUUUCCCAACUCUUAACGCUGAUGGAUGGACUCAAGUCCCGUGCUCAUGUUAUUGUAAUGGGUGCCACAAAUCGUCCCAAUAGCAUUGACCCUGCAUUGAGAAGGUUUGGGAGAUUUGACAGGGAAAUUGAUAUUGGUGUUCCAGAUGAGGUUGGGCGCCUCGAAGUUCUUCGUAUUCAUACCAAGAACAUGAAGCUUGCUGAAGAUGUACAUUUAGCUAUCCCAAUUCCCAUGAUUUUUGUUCGAGUUGAUUUGGAAAGAAUUGCCAAAGACACACAUGGUUAUGUAGGUGCUGAUUUGGCAGCUCUUUGCACUGAGGCUGCCCUUCAAUGCAUUAGGGAGAAGAUGGAUGUGAUUGACUUGGAAGACGAUAGCAUUGAUGCAGAGAUACUCAACUCCAUGGCUGUUACUAAUGAGCACUUCCAUACUGCUCUUGGUACCAGCAACCCCUCAGCUCUACGUGAAACAGUUGUUGAAGUACCCAAUGUUAGUUGGGAAGAUAUUGGGGGCCUGGAGAAUGUCAAGCGUGAACUCCAAGAGGUACCAUUUGAUUCACGUGCUAUGGAUCCUACUGUUCAAUAUCCAGUGGAGCAUCCUGAGAAGUUUGAGAAGUUUGGCAUGUCACCUUCAAAGGGAGUUCUUUUCUACGGCCCCCCGGGAUGUGGAAAAACUUUGCUAGCUAAGGCAAUAGCCAAUGAGUGUCAGGCCAACUUCAUCAGUGUCAAGGGUCCUGAAUUGCUCACUAUGUGGUUUGGAGAGAGUGAGGCCAAUGUUCGAGAAAUUUUUGACAAGGCUCGCCAAUCUGCCCCGUGUGUCCUAUUCUUUGAUGAAUUGGACUCGAUUGCUACUCAGAGAGGAAGCAGUGUAGGAGAUGCUGGGGGUGCUGCUGACAGGGUAUUGAAUCAACUUUUAACGGAAAUGGAUGGAAUGAACGCAAAGAAAACAGUGUUCAUUAUUGGUGCCACCAAUAGGCCUGAUAUAAUUGAUCCUGCACUUCUUCGUCCUGGACGGCUUGAUCAAUUGAUUUAUAUUCCUCUCCCUGAUGAGGAGUCACGCCUUCAGAUUUUUAAGGCUUGCUUGAGAAAAUCUCCACUUUCCAAAGAUGUAGACCUGACAGCCCUGGCUAAAUACACUCAAGGUUUCAGUGGUGCUGACAUUACAGAAAUAUGCCAACGUGCA